Molecule: messenger RNA, 1846 nt
Organism: Glycine soja
Lineage: Eukaryota; Viridiplantae; Streptophyta; Magnoliopsida; Fabales; Fabaceae
Exons: 1
Coding region: 178-1533 (451 amino acids)
Source: RefSeq, a predicted model, not a curated record
AAAAAAUGGGAUAGUAGUAGUAGUAGAGUAUAUUGGUAGGAGAUGUGCUUGUGCAAGUGAAAAAAGAUAAAGAAAGAGGGGGGAGUGUUGAGUCCGUGGUGGCAUCAAAAUCUGUGUGAAGCAAAUGACCCAACAGUCUGAGAACUCCACCACCACCACCAAGAAGAAGAAGAAGCAAUGCAACAACCAGCAAUGACAAAAGCAAAGUCAGACAGCGACAACAACAACAGCAGUGGCAUGGGUAUGCUCCUGGUGUUAUUCCCCCAAGACAAAUCCUCAACCUCAACCUCAAACACCGACAUUAAACCCAUGUUCAACUUCCCUUCCCCCUCCAAAUCUCUCUUCUCCAAAGCACAAUCCACUAUCUCUAUUUGCCUCCUUCUCCUCUUCACAACGCUCCUCCUUUUUACUCUCUCCACCCUCCCAAACGCCCUUCCCACCCCUCCCCCUCCCCCUCCCACUCCUAAACCCACCCCACACCACUUCGCGCUCCAACGCAUGGGCACUCUCCACCGAAGAGGCACCAAAUCCAUGACCGACCUCCUCAUCUGCCACGUGGCAGAGGAAACACCACUCGAAGACUUCCGACUCUUCCUCCGCCUCCUCCACCGUUCUUCCCUCACUUCCUCAUCCGACGUCGUUUUCCUCUUCCCUUCACCUUCCUCUUCCCUCAAAUUCACCCCCGUUAUUCAACAAGAGAACACCGCAUUCUCUUCUUUGCUACACCUCCACGCGCACCUCAACUCCACGCGCUGGCGCCAACACCCCAAAUCCUCCUUCGACCCAAAUCGCUUCAUCUCCAAACCUCAACUGCAACAAAAACAACAAAGAGAACCCCUGUGGGGUCCCAAAACAAGAACUAACUUAAACAGUUCCCGUGACUCACUGAGUUACGGAUCGGUGCUGAGUUUUGACGCCACCGAACUUGACCCGGAGAACUCGCUCUCGGGUUUCCUCGACAAAGUCCCACUCACUCUCCGGCGAUGGGCGUGUUACCCGAUGCUACUCGGCCGAGUCAGACGCAGCUUCAAACACGUCAUGCUCGCCGACGUGAAAAGUCUCUUGAUUUUCAAAGACCCGCUCGGCCGAGUCAGGAAUCGGAGCCCCGACUCGGUCGUUCUCUUUACCAAAACGGAAAAACACGGGAAGAGAACUCAGCGUGCGGUCGUCUCAUCCGUUAUAAUGGGUGGCGCUCGCGGCGUAAGAAGACUCUCCGGCACGGCGGUGGUGGAGAUCGUCCGCGCCGCGACGCAGCACAAGAAGAAGAAGAACUCGGUGACCGAGUCGGCUGUACUGAGUCAACUCGUUGGCGGGAGCGAGUUUGUGUUGAAAAAUAAGAACGUUAAUUUGAUAGCUUCUUCCGAGUCAAUACCAGAGGUAACAACUGCAAGUGCUUCUUCUUCUGUUUCAAAGACGUCGUUUUCGGAUUCUGCGAUGGUUCAACGUGGUGUGAGUAAUCACGACCUUAAUUAUGUCAUCAUGAGGCAAAUUUGUUCGUCUGUGGUGGAUUCUUCUGUCUAUAGCGAUUGUUAGUUAAUAGUUAGGAUAAUAAUAAAUAAGAAAAAUAAUAAAACCUUUAGGGAAAAAAAUAAUAAUAAUGAUAAGGAAAUUCAUGUUAUUAUUAUUUAUUUAUUUAUUUACGGAAGUUUCGCAUUAGUCUGACCAAUUUUGUUCCUACUUCUGUAUAUACUCAUAACUCAUUCAUCUUGGAAUUACAUUUUUGUAUUCUUCAUUGGAAAAGUUAUGGAUCAGUGUGUUCAUAUGAAUGGAGCUGACACAAGAUUUGACCAUGCAAGACGAUGCAGCCAAAUACUCGGUAUAUUUGUUUAAUAAUAUUUGAUCAAGG